AUGUGGGAGAAUGACGAUAAACCAGAUCACAAUAGGUCUUCCUCUUCUGGUGAUGAACCUCAGGAUGCAGAUUAUUCUCAGUGGUCAUCGCUUAGCUAUGAGUUAGAGAACCUAGUUUUUGCUAGAUUUCCAAGGUCAGAGUACUGGAAAUUAAGCUUUGUGAAUAAGAGGUGUUUGGCUCUUUUAAACAGUGGUGAGCUUUAUAAGAUUAGGAGGGAAAUUGGAUUUAAAGAAUCUUCUGUUUUCGUGUUGGCAAUUGGGGAAAGCAGUUGGUGGACAUUUGAUCGAGAAUUUAAGUCUCGUAGGAAGCUGCCAAUUUUACCAUCAGAUUCUUGUUUUUCAUUGGGAGAUAAAGAGUCCCUUUGUGCCGGGACUCAUCUUCUUGUCUCAGGCAAUGAGAUUGAUGGUCUUGUUCUUUGGAGAUACGAAUUGGCAAAGAAUAAAUGGUACAAAGGUCCAUCUAUGAUUAGCCCAAGAUGCUUGUUUGCAUCUGCAACUUGUGGUACCUCUGCUUACGUGGCCGGUGGGAUAGGGGCAGCAGCGAACAGUGAAGUCUACGAUUCUGCUGAAAAAUAUAAUCAAGAUGACGGAUCGUGGGAACUACUUCCAAGGAUGAAGAGGAGGAGGAAACUUUGCUCUGGAUGUUACAUGGACAAUAGAUUUUACGUGAUUGGGGGACGAAAUGAACAUGGAGAACUAACGUGUGGUGAAUUUUUCGAUGAAACUGUAAAUAAAUGGAAGCUCAUACCAGACAUGUUGAAAGAUGAUCCAGUACAAUUAGCCCAUUCACCGCCUCUUGUUGCUGUUGUAAAUAACGAGUUAUACUCACUUGAAGCUUCUUCAAACCAGCUGAAGAUGUACUUGAAGAACACGAAUGAAUGGAAGCAUUUGGGGCCAGUUCCAGUACGAGCUGAUGGCAGCAGAGGUUGGGGUGUUGCAUUCAAGUCUUUGGGAAACGAACUGUUGGUAGUAGGAGCAUCCUCUGCUGGUAAUUGCAUGGCCAUAUAUACCUGCUGCCCAGAUGCUAAUACCGGGGAAAUCCAGUGGAGACCUGUUGACAGUGGCAGAAAUCGACUUAGUCACUUCAUUUUAAAUUGUUCCAUAAUGGUAGCUUGA
Messenger RNA from Fraxinus pennsylvanica, 1116 nucleotides. The record is from the annotation of a GenBank genome assembly. NCBI's taxonomy places the organism in Eukaryota, Viridiplantae, Streptophyta, Magnoliopsida, Lamiales, Oleaceae.